AUGCGCUCCGCCGUCCUGCCAGCUGGACAGCCAGAAAUUAUAAUCACUAAAAGACCGUUUAUUUUUGAGUCUGAUGUUUUUAUCUUCAUUUUGCUGGGCAGAAAGUCAGAAUAUUGGGCUGCCUGGUUCAGGGCCGGACGCUUACCUAAUCUACUGACUUGGAGCUUCAGAACCGUGGCGACAAAGGAGGCAGGAGAUGCUAAAGCAGAGUCGAGCCUCCCCUUAUCAGCCAAUCGGAGCAAGCAAAUGUCUGAAAAACCAAACUAUGCUCUUAAAUUUACUCUCGUGGGGCAUACGGAUGCAGUAUCAUCGGUUAAGUUUAGUCCUAAUGGAGAAUGGCUAGCAAGUUCUUCUGCUGACAAAGUAAUUAUAAUUUGGGGAGCCUAUGAUGGAAAGUAUGAGAAAACACUUUAUGGUCACAAUCUGGAAAUAUCAGAUGUUGCCUGGUCAUCAGAUUCCAGUCGCCUUGUUUCUGCCUCAGAUGAUAAAACGCUAAAGAUUUGGGAUGUGAGAUCUGGAAAAUGUUUGAAAACGCUGAGGGGGCAUAGUAAUUAUGUUUUUUGCUGUAAUUUCAAUCCACCAUCCAAUCUCAUCAUUUCAGGAUCUUUUGAUGAGAGUGUGAAAAUAUGGGAGGUGAAAACAGGAAAGUGCCUCAAGACUUUGUCUGCUCAUUCUGACCCAGUUUCUGCUGUUCAUUUUAAUUGUAGCGGGUCCUUGAUUGUGUCAGGUAGCUAUGAUGGUGUCUGUAGAAUUUGGGAUGCUGCAUCAGGUCAGUGUUUAAAAACACUUGUUGAUGAUGAUAACCUUCCUAUCUCUUUUGUAAAAUUUUCUCCAAAUGGAAGAUAUCUUCUAAUUGCAACUUUGGACAAUACUCUUAAACUGUGGGAUUAUAGCAGAGGCAGAUGCCUGAAAACCUACACUGGUCAUAAGAAUGAGAAAUACUGCAUAUUUGCCAAUUUUUCAGUUACUGGUGGAAAAUGGAUUGUGUCUGGUUCAGAAGAUAAUCUGGUUUACAUUUGGAACCUUCAGACUAAAGAGAUUGUACAGAAAUUACAAGGUCAUACAGAUGUUGUAAUCUCAGCAGCUUGUCAUCCUACAGAAAACAUCAUUGCAUCAGCAGCAUUAGGAAAUGACAAAACAAUUAAACUGUGGAAGAGUAACUACUAAACCCUUUAGAAAUCAAGUAGUAGAGCCAAGCUGGCAAAAAAAAAAAAAAAAAAACAAAAU
Molecule: messenger RNA, 1227 nt
Organism: Neomonachus schauinslandi (Hawaiian monk seal)
Lineage: Eukaryota; Metazoa; Chordata; Mammalia; Carnivora; Phocidae
Gene: WDR5B
Product: WD repeat domain 5B
Exons: 2
Coding region: 1-1167 (388 amino acids)
Molecular function (GO): protein binding
Source: RefSeq, a predicted model, not a curated record